CUCGCUCUGGGCCGGAGCCUGCGCGUCCGUGUCCGCGGUGGAGGCUGCGUCUGCCGCGGGCCCUGGGCGAGGAGUGGGGCGAUGCAUAGGCUGCGCGGCUGCUGUGCGCGUCCCCGCGGUGCCCCGCUACGGGCCGAGCGGAGCCGGGCGAGCAGCCGCGCCCUGCGGGUGCUGGUGGACAUGGAUGGCGUGCUGGCGGACUUUGAGGGCGGCUUCCUCCGGAAGUUCCGCGCGCGUUUCCCCGACCUGCCCUUCGUGGCGCUGGAGGACCGGCGCGGCUUCUGGGUGUCGGAGCAGUACGGACGUCUGCAGCCUGGGCUAAGCGAGAAGGCCAUCAGCAUCUGGGAGUCAAAGGAUUUCUUCUUUGAACUUGAGCCUCUCCCCGGAGCCGUGGAAGCAGUGAAGCAGAUGGCCAAUCUACAGAACACUGAUGUCUUCAUCUGUACAAGCCCCAUCAAGAUGUUCAAGUACUGUCCCUAUGAGAAGUAUGCCUGGGUGGAGAAGCACUUUGGCCCUGAAUUUCUGGAGCAGAUUGUGUUGACCAGAGACAAGACUGUGGUCUCAGCCGAUCUUCUCAUAGAUGACCGGCCAGACAUCACAGGGGCCGAGCCACAUCCCAGCUGGGAGCACAUCCUCUUUACCUCCUGCCACAACUACCACCUGCAGCUACAGCCCCCUCGCCGCAGGCUGCACUCAUGGGCAGACGACUGGAAGGCCAUUUUGGACAGCAAGCGGCUCCGCUGAGGGCUGUACUAUGGCUCUCUCGUGGUUCAGCAUGGGGCUCACAGCUCACAACUGGACAGCAGACAGCCCAGUGAGGGUUAUGCUGCAGUUCCCUGGUACUUCCUGGAGGACCCCAGUGAACACUUGGGUCAAAACAAUGUCUGACACACUUCCCUUCUUCCCCUAGCCCAGCAAGGCCUUAACCUGAUAGUUGGGGUGGGGAUAGAAGAAAGACGUGUGUUCCCAGAUAAGUUGAUCUGACCUCAGGCAGAUGCCCCAUGCCACUGCCUCUCACUGCGUGCAAUAGGGGUUCUCUGAGACAUGGAAGUACCCUGAUCCAGGAUCUGCAAGGUGAGGAGUGCCAGGGACAGAUAGAUGACAACGGUUCCCCUGGCAGGCAUGUAGGUACCUCUAUUGUAGAAUCUUGUCCAGCUUACCUACUUAGUCUUUCUGGCUUUUCAUGGCCACCAGGCUCUUUUGGAGGCCACCGAGACCCUCCCUAUGGUCUCUUGCUCUGGUGUUCCUAGAUCCCAUUAACAGCCCAGAAAGGAGUCAGCAGGUGUGAAUAUUUGUUGCCGACAUGAGAAAUAAAUGCUACUCACACAUA
Mus caroli (Ryukyu mouse) is the source of this 1330-nucleotide messenger RNA. RefSeq names its product 5',3'-nucleotidase, mitochondrial (gene Nt5m). Gene Ontology annotation, molecular function: 5'-nucleotidase activity. The record is from RefSeq and is a predicted model, not a curated record. Lineage: Eukaryota; Metazoa; Chordata; Mammalia; Rodentia; Muridae. Gene Ontology annotation, biological process: pyrimidine deoxyribonucleotide catabolic process. Gene Ontology annotation, cellular component: mitochondrion.